AUGGCAAACCAGAAAGUACUUUCCAUAGAGGAAGUCUCGGGGCAUCGAUCGCCCGAGGAUUGUUGGAUUGUGGUAGAGAACCAAGUGUGGGAUGUAACAGAUUUUCUUGAGGAACACCCUGGAGGGUCUGCCAUUAUUCUGAAGUAUGCGGGCCGCGAUGCUACUAAGGCCUACUCAGAAGUACAUUCGCCGAGUGUUUUGAAAACAGGCCUAGAACCAGAGAAGCUCAAGGGAAUUCUUGAUGAGUCAACAAUCGACGAAAAUUGGAUUAAACCCCCACCAGGUGAAAGUGCCAAGGUGCUUCUCGACAACGAAAAACCUUCAUUGGAGACCCUGAUCAACUCGCAUGACUUUGAGGCUGUCGCUUCCAAGACUGCGAAUAAGAAGACAUGGGCUUUCUACUCUAGUGCAUCUACAGACUUAAUCACCCGAGACGCGAACAAGUCGUGCUUUGAUCGUAUAUGGUUUCGGCCGCGAGUACUCCGCAAUGUGCGAUCUGUGGAUACUCAGACAAAGAUUCUAGGUGGCAAUUAUAAGCUUCCUCUUUUUGUUAGUCCAGCCGCGAUGGCCAAACUCAUUCAUCCCAAGGGAGAAUGUGCGAUAGCUCGAGCAUGUGAGAAAAAGGGUAUCAUUCAAGGAAUCUCAAACAAUUCUUCUUUUACUAUGGAUGAACUGCGAAGCACUGCUCCUGAUGCAAGUUUCAUUUUCCAACUAUAUGUCAAUCGGGAUCGAGAAAGGUCCGCCGAGCUUCUCCGGCAGUGCUCAGCCAAUCCCAACAUCAAAGCCAUCUUCGUAACCGUAGACGCCGCAUGGCCGGGGAAGCGAGAAGCAGACGAACGUGUCAAGGCAGAUGAAGGCAUUACCGUCCCAAUGUCACCUUCCAAAGCGCAGAAUGACAAGAAAGGCGGUGGUUUGGGUCGUGUUAUGGCCGGGUACAUUGAUCCUGGUCUCACAUGGGAGGAUCUGAAAUGGGUCCGACAGCACACCCAAAAGCCAGUCUGUCUCAAGGGCGUGAUGUCCGCAGACGACGCUCUCAUGGCGAUGAAGGCAGGAAUGGAUGGAAUUCUUAUUAGCAACCACGGUGGUCGUAAUCUUGAUACUAGCCCACCGUCCAUCAUUACUCUGCUGGAGAUCCAGAAGAGGUGUCCUGAGGUCUUUGAUGCUAUGGAAGUGUAUGUCGAUAGCGGAAUCCGUCGUGGAACCGACAUCCUGAAGGCCGUGUGCUUGGGAGCGACUGCAGUGGGAAUGGGUCGAAGCAUGCUUUUCGCCAUGAACUAUGGACAGGAAGGUGUUGAGCAUCUCAUUGAUAUCAUGCAAGAUGAAUUAGAGACUGCAAUGCGCAACAUUGGAAUCACGUCUUUGGAUCAGGCAUCCCCAGACUACGUCCACACAGGAGAUGUUGAUCACUUGGUCCCGGCUUCUCACUCACACCCGUACGCUCGAGGCAAAGCGAAAUCCCGAAAGCGGGGCUCGAAGCUUUAA
Penicillium odoratum is the source of this 1482-nucleotide messenger RNA. RefSeq names its product FMN-dependent alpha-hydroxy acid dehydrogenase. The transcript has 4 exons. The record is from RefSeq and is a predicted model, not a curated record. The coding region runs from base 1 to 1482 and encodes 493 amino acids. Gene Ontology annotation, molecular function: heme binding; oxidoreductase activity. Lineage: Eukaryota; Fungi; Ascomycota; Eurotiomycetes; Eurotiales; Aspergillaceae.